Messenger RNA from Cyprinodon variegatus (sheepshead minnow), 728 nucleotides. It is a transcript of the gene pebp1, whose product is annotated as phosphatidylethanolamine binding protein 1. Lineage: Eukaryota; Metazoa; Chordata; Actinopteri; Cyprinodontiformes; Cyprinodontidae. The record is from RefSeq and is a predicted model, not a curated record. Bases 118 to 681 code for a protein of 187 amino acids. Gene Ontology annotation, biological process: negative regulation of MAPK cascade. The transcript has 4 exons.
UUCCUGUAGUACUUGAAUGCAGCAACCCUGAUAGUUUGCAGCAGCGAUUUGAAGCAGUGCUCCAGUCAUUUCGGUUUAAACUAUAAUAAUUAUCAUAGUCAGGUAUUGAACGGCAUAAUGCCCGUCGAUCUGAGCCAGUGGACUGGACCUCUGGCCUUGCAGGAAGUGGAGGAAAAGCCUGCGAAGCCUUUGACUGUUAAAUACGAGGGUCUGGAGAUCGACGAGCUGGGCAAAGUGCUAACUCCCACUCAGGUGCAGAGUCGGCCUACCUGCAUAGAGUGGGAAGGAUGUGACCCCAGUAAACUCUACACUUUGGCCCUGACUGACCCUGAUGCUCCAAGCAGGAAAGAUCCCAAAUUUAGAGAGUGGCACCACUUCCUAGUGGUCAACAUGAAGGGGAAUGAUGUGUCGUCUGGCUGUGUGAUGUCAGACUACGUCGGCUCAGGUCCUCCCAAAGGCACAGGUCUGCACAGGUAUGUGUGGUUGGUGUACGAGCAACCGGGUAGCCUUUCCUGCUCAGAGGCCGUUCUCACCAACCGUUCUGGAGACGGACGCGGCAAGUUCCAGAUCCAGACUUUCAGAAAGAAGUACAACCUGGGAGCCCCGGUGGCCGGUUCCUGCUACCAGGCUGAGUGGGACGAUUAUGUGCCCAAACUGUAUGAGCAGCUGGCUGGAAAAUAAGAUGCCAAGAACUUGAAUCUGCCGUUUCAGCAGCAGAAAAGAAAAAA